This is a messenger RNA of Uloborus diversus, 1525 nucleotides long. Its product is annotated as E3 ubiquitin-protein ligase parkin-like. Gene Ontology annotation, biological process: regulation of apoptotic process; positive regulation of proteasomal ubiquitin-dependent protein catabolic process; protein polyubiquitination. Gene Ontology annotation, molecular function: zinc ion binding; ubiquitin conjugating enzyme binding; ubiquitin protein ligase activity. The record is from RefSeq and is a predicted model, not a curated record. Bases 42 to 1442 code for a protein of 466 amino acids. Gene Ontology annotation, cellular component: cytoplasm; ubiquitin ligase complex; mitochondrion. NCBI's taxonomy places the organism in Eukaryota, Metazoa, Arthropoda, Arachnida, Araneae, Uloboridae. The transcript is spliced from 10 exons.
GUUUACGUUUGGUCAAAACGAAACUUGGUCUCUUUAAAUAAAUGUUAAAUGAUUUUUUUAUGCCCAUCUUUGAUUAUUUAGCUCGCUUUUUGCGGGCUAUAUUUGGAUUAUUCUCAAACUCAAAGCCUAAUGAGAUGAACAAAUUUAAAAUAUACGUGAAAUGUGGUUCUGAAUCCGUACCUGUUUAUUUGGGUUUAGAUUGGUCUGUUCAAGAUUUGAAGAAUGCCGUAGGCUCCAAAUUGUGCAUGAAAAGUGACGAGUUGCGAAUUAUUUUUGCCGGAAAGGAGUUGCACGACAAUGUGCAGCUGCAAGAGUGCGAUGUUGGUGAACAAAGUGUCAUUCAUGCUGUUCUCCGGAAAGCUCCCCUAAGUGUUACGGUCGAAGCAAAGUGCCCACUGAAUAAAACUCCAUUCUGCUCAAAUGACUGUGAUGACAAUGAAAGUGAAUCUCAAAGCAGAUUGGGCCAUUCGAAGAAAAGCCACUUCUUUGUCUUUUGCAUUGAUCCUUGCAAAACAUUAUGCCCUGGGAAGCUGAGAGUUCGCUGCAUGAAAUGCAAAGAAGGAACUCUCACGGUCGACAGGGAUCCAUCAUGCUGGGAUGAUGUGUUGAUUGCCGGACGUAUACCGGGAUCUUGCCAAGCAGAAAAUUGUGAUGGUGCUUUAGCUGAGUUUUAUUUCAAAUGUGCCAGACAUGUUUCCUCGCCCAAUGACUGGGCUGUUCCUUUGUAUCUAGUCAAAAAUAAUUUUAAAGAUGUUCCAUGCAUUGCCUGCACUGGAAACAGCUCACCCAUAAUAGUCUUUCCUUGUGUGGAUGGUCAUGUGAUAUGUAUUGAAUGCUUUCAAAUGUACUGUACGACCCGCCUCAAUGAACGAAGGUUUAUUCAAGAUGAAAAUGUGGGAUACACUAUUGAUUGUCCUGCUGGGUGCCAUGAUUCUCUGAUCAAAGAACCCCAUCAUUUCAAGCUACUUGGUGAUGAGCAGUAUGCAAGGUACCAGAGGUUUGCCACAGAAGAGUGCCUCCUCCAGGCAGGAGGGGUGCUCUGCCCCCAGCCAGGCUGUGGUGCAGGUCUCUUGCCUGAUCCAGAGUGCAGAAGAGUGGUGUGCCAGCAAGAUGGUGGAGCAGGGUGUGGUUUUGUGUUCUGUAGGCAAUGUAUGCAAGGCUACCACAUAGGACCCUGUGAUUCCAUGGAAUUUCCAGAUACUAAAACUGGGAUGAGAUAUGCAAUAAGUGAUGAGAGGGCUUCUUCCUCAAAAUGGGAUGAAGACAGCAGGACAACUAUCAAAAUCACAACCAAGCCAUGCCCCAAGUGCCGAACUCCAACAGAACGAGAUGGUGGUUGCAUGCACAUGGUGUGUACGCGAUCACAGUGUGGCUUUCACUGGUGUUGGGUUUGUCAAGAGGAAUGGACUAAUGACUGCAUGGGCAACCACUGGUUCGGAUGAAUACACUCCAACCCUCACUCUCUCCGUGGGAUGCUUUGAACGAGUGCCGCUGAUGUGUAAAAUGAACAUUGUAUAGUAUUUAG